Messenger RNA from Pisolithus orientalis, 1104 nucleotides. RefSeq lists its product as uncharacterized. Lineage: Eukaryota; Fungi; Basidiomycota; Agaricomycetes; Boletales; Pisolithaceae. Bases 1 to 1104 code for a protein of 367 amino acids. The record is from RefSeq and is a predicted model, not a curated record. The transcript has 5 exons.
AUGGCCAGCAGUGAUCACAGUACUAAUUGUGUUAAUACCUCAGAUGAGGAGGACUUUUCCUCCAAUGAGGAAUCUAGCUCAGAUAGCAUGGAGACAAUGAAAUCUGUGCCAGGAAAGCUGAGACCAGAUGAACUUCAAAUCCUCCAAGAUGGUCUAAAUGGUUGGAAGGAAGCUGACACAAACAAAAGGGCCUCACUGAUGGAGGGCAUUCAUGUUAAGUAUAUUUUACAGGCCAUCAAGAAUUGGAUGUAUGACAACAGUCGGUCCUGGGCACAGAAGGCCCUGGUCAAGUAUGGCUCCAAAUGGAUGGCCCUAAAGGUGAUCAAGCUGCAGCAUAAGAAGGAUAUCCAGCAAGUACUUGUGAAGGCCAGAAUACAUCCUGGGAUGUCAGUUAUGAUCAAACACUAUCAGCCAGCCAUUCAGAAGGUAGUCCAGUCAUUGGCCAAGGCUGAAUUGGACCAGGCAGCCCAUUUGGCAAAAGAGUGGAAUGAGGGAAAGCUGCCACCUGAAGCCCAGGCAGAGGCAGCAACAAGUAAGGGCCGGAAGUAUGCAAAACAGUUUGCAUAUGACAUGUGGAAGCAGUGUGGGAUGAGAGUGGUGAUCAUGUCAGCAUGGAAGGAUAAGGAAGGCAAAGUGAUGGUUGGAGUGUAUGACUUCAAUGAUGAGCUGGGCAAUGGAGAGCUCUAUUCAGAUUGGGAAGACCUUCAUGGAAAGUGGUCAGCCUAUGCAAAGAAGGCCUUUGGGGCCAAUGGUAUGGAGGAUGGCAGUGGAGAGGAUGAGGCCAGUCAAACCACAGUAAAAGCAUGGAAAGGAAAAAAGCAGUCUCAAUUCUCCCUGUCCACCAAUGAUGAUGGCAUGCCCAUUCUUCCAAAUCUCUUGGACUUACAGACACCAGAAUUAAAGGACAUCAUGAAGGUGUUCAUAACCAGCCAUUAUUGCUUGGCUUGUGGGAAGACAAAUGCCAGUGUACCUUGGGCUGCAAUGGCUGACAACUGGGCAUCCUAUGUGUCUUCCAAGUAUCUUCCUCCCAAUAUCCCAUUCAAGGAGCCCACCAGGCUGACACAUCAUGAACUAAUCGAAACCUUGGAGUUCUGGAAGGAAUGA